Molecule: messenger RNA, 4256 nt
Organism: Cercocebus atys (sooty mangabey)
Lineage: Eukaryota; Metazoa; Chordata; Mammalia; Primates; Cercopithecidae
Gene: TTC21A
Product: tetratricopeptide repeat domain 21A
Exons: 29
Coding region: 125-4144 (1339 amino acids)
Biological process (GO): intraciliary retrograde transport; protein localization to cilium
Cellular component (GO): intraciliary transport particle A
Molecular function (GO): protein binding
Source: RefSeq, a predicted model, not a curated record
UCCGUUUCCAAGGACUGUAACGCCUUCAACCGCCCGCCGUGAUAGAGUGCCCACGACCCUGCCUCGGGAAUCCCGCUCCGCACCGCCCCACCAGACCCGGACUCGGAGCCGCGAGCGGCCCGAGAUGAGCAGCAAUGACUCCUCACUUAUGGCUGGGAUCAUUUACUAUAGCCAGGAAAAGUACUUCCACCACGUGCAGCAGACUGCAGCUGUGGGCCUGGAAAAAUUCAGCAAUGACCCUGUGUUGAAGUUCUUUAAAGCCUAUGGAGUCCUCAAAGAAGAGCACAUCCAGGAUGCCAUCAGUGACCUGGAAAGCAUCAGGCAUCACCCAGACGUGUCCCUGUGCUCCACCAUGGCCCUCAUUUAUGCUCACAAAAGAUGUGAAAUCAUUGACCGAGAAGCAAUUCAGGAGCUUGAGUACAGCCUAAAGGAAAUACGCAAGACAGUCAGUGGGACUGCCCUGUACUAUGCUGGUGUCUUCCUCUGGCUCAUAGGCCACCAUGACAAGGCCAAAGAGUACAUUGACCGCAUGCUGAAGAUCUCUAGAGGCUUCAGAGAGGUACUCACCACACCAUGGGGACAACAGGCGAAGAAAGCAGCACCCAAACACGCCUACGUGCUCAGAGGCUGGGUGGACCUCACCUCAGACAAGCCCCACACUGCGAAGAAAGCCAUUGAGUACCUGGAACAAGGAAUUCAGGACACCAAAGAUGUGCUGGGGCUGAUGGGAAAGGCAAUGUACUUCAUGAUGCAGCAGAACUACUCAGAGGCCCUGGAGGUGGUGAACCAGAUCACUGUGACUUCAGGGAGCUUCCUGCCAGCCCUCGUCCUGAAGAUGCAGCUGUUCUUAGCUCGGCAGGACUGGGAGCAGACAGUAGAAAUGGGACAUAGAAUCCUAGAAAAAGAUGAAAGCAAUAUUGAUGCCUGCCAAAUUCUAGCUGUGCAUGAGCUUGCAAGAGAAGGAAACAUGACCACAGCUACCAAUCAUGUUAGAAAUCUGAUUAAGGCACUAGAGACAAGGGAGCCCGAAAAUCCAAGCCUCCAUCUUAAAAAAAUUCUUGUGGUUAGCCGACUGUGUGGGAGUCACCAGGUGAUUCUAGGACUAGUGUGUAGUUUCAUCGAGCGCACCUUCAUGGCCACCCCCUCCUACAUCCAUGUGGCCACAGAACUGGGCUAUUUCUUCAUCCUGAAGAACCAAGUGAAAGAGGCCUUGCUGUGGUACACAGAAGCCAUGAAACUGGACAAGGAUGGCAUGGCUGGUUUGACAGGGAUCAUCUUGUGUCAUAUCUUAGAAGGCCACCUGGAGGAAGCUGAGCACCAGCUGGAAUUCCUGAAGGAGGUGCAGAAGUCCCUUGGGAAGUCUGAGGUGCUAAUUUUCCUCCAAGCCCUCCUGACGUCUAAGAAGCACAAGGGGGAGCAAGAGACCACAGCGCUCCUGAAGGAGGCAGUGGAGCUUCACUUCUCCAGCAUGCAAGGCCUUCCUCUUGGCUCUGAGUACUUUGAAAAGCUGGACCCCUACUUCCUGGUCUGCAUUGCUAAGGAGUACUUGCUCUUCUGCCCCAAACAGCCCAGGUUACCAGGCCAGAUCGUCUCUCCACUUCUUAAACAAGUCGCCGUGAUCUUGAAUCCUGUAGUCAAAGCAGCACCAGCUCUGAUCGACCCCCUGUAUUUGAUGGCUCAGGUCAGGUAUUACUCAGGAGAGCUAGAGAACGCCCAGAGCAUCUUGCAGCGUUGCCUGGAGCUGGACCCCGCCUCCGUGGACGCUCAUCUCCUCAUGUGUCAGAUCUACUUGGCUCAGGGCAACUUUGGCAUGUGCUUCCACUGCUUAGAGCUGGGUGUCAGCCACAACUUCCAGGUCCGAGAUCACCCCCUCUACCACCUCAUCAAGGCCAGGGCUCUCAACAAGGCUGGAGACUAUCCAGAAGCCAUAAAGACACUGAAAAUGGUCAUCAAAUUGCCGGCUCUGAAGAAGGAAGAAGGCAGGAAGUUCCUCGGGCCCUGUCUGCAGACCAGCCAGCGGGCAUCCAUCUUAUUGGAACUGGUGGAGGCCCUCCGGCUGAAUGGGGAGCUACAUGAGGCCACCAAGGUCAUGCAGGACACCAUCAAUGAGUUUGGCGGCACACCAGAAGAGAACCGCAUCACCAUUGCCAACGUGGACUUGGUCCUGAGCAAGGGUAAUGUGGACGUGGCACUGAACAUGCUAAGGAACAUCUCGCCCAAGCAGUCCUGCUACAUGGAAGCCAGAGAGAAGAUGGCCAACGUCUACCUGCAGACCCUCAGAGACAGGCGCCUCUACAUCAGAUGUUACCGUGAGCUCUGUGAACAUCUGCCUGGCCCCCACACCAGCCUGCUACUGGGCGAUGCUUUAAUGAGCAUUCUGGAGCCCGAGAAGGCCCUGGAGGUCUAUGAUGAGGCCUAUAGACAGAACCCGCACGAUGCCUCCCUGGCCAGCAGAAUUGGGCAAGCUUAUGUGAAGGCCCACCAGUAUACUGAGGCAAUUGAGUAUUAUGAGGCUGCCCAGAAGAUUAAUGGACAGGACUUUCUGUGCUGCGAUCUGGCCGAACUGCUCCUAAAGUUAAAGAAGAUCAAUAAAGCAGAAAAAGUUUUGAAGCAGGCACUGGAACAUGACAUUGUCCAAGACAUCCCAUCCAUGAUGAAUGAUGUUAAGUGCUUGCUUUUGCUGGCAAAGGUUUACGAGAGCCAUAAAAAAGAAGCUGUGAUAGAAACUUUGAACAAGGCCUUGGACCUCCAGUCUCGGAUAUUGAAGCGAGUUCCACUGGAGCAACCAGAAAUGAUCCCCUCCCAGAAGCAACUGGCAGCCUCUAUCUGCAUCCAGUUUGCAGAGCACUACCUGGCAGAGAAAGAGUAUGACAAGGCGGUACGGUCUUAUAAGGAUGUCUUCUCCUACUUGCCCACUGACAAUAAGGUGAUGCUGGAGCUGGCGCAGCUCUACCUGCUCCAGGGGCACCUGGACCUGUGUGAGCAGCACUGUGCCAUCCUCCUGCAGACUGAGCAGAACCAUGAGACUGCUUCUGUGUUGAUGGCUGACCUGAUGUUUAGAAAACAGAAACAUGAAGCGGCCAUCAAUCUUUACCACCAAGUCUUGGAGAAAGUGCCAGCCUGGAGAUUUCUGUCUCUUAUUUUAGACAAUUUUUUGGUAUUGAAUAAAUUAAUUGAUCUGCUAAGAAGAAGUGGUAAACUUGAAGACAUUCCUGCCUUUUUUGAAUUGGCCAAGAAGGUGUCCAGCCGGGUGCCUUUGGAACCAGGGUUCAACUACUGCAGAGGUAUCUACUGCUGGCACAUAGGGCAGCCCAACGAAGCCUUAAAGUUCCUGAACAAGGCACGCAAGGACAGCACUUGGGGCCAGAGCGCCAUCUACCACAUGGUGCAGAUCUGUCUGAAUCCAGACAAUGAGGUUGUGGGCGGAGAGGCUUUUGAGAACCAGGGGGCCGAGAGCAACUACACAGAGAAGAAGGAGUUGGAACAGCAGGGCGUGAGCACCGCCGAGAAACUGCUGCGUGAGUUUUACCCGAAUUCAGCCUCCAGCCAGACCCAGCUGCGGCUGCUGCAGGGCCUCUGCAGGCUGGCCACCAAGGAGAAGGCUAACAUGGAGGCUGCACUGAGCAGCUUCAUCCAGAUAGCGCAGGCUGAGAAGGACAGUGUCCCUGCCUUGCUGGCCUUGGCACAAGCCUAUGUGUUCCUGAAGCAGAUCCCCAAGGCACGUAUGCAGUUGAAGCGCCUGGCCAAGGCCCCCUGGGUGCUGAGUGAGGCUGAGGACUUGGAGAAGAGCUGGCUCCUGCUGGCCGACAUUUACUGCCAGGGCAGCAAGUUUGACCUCGCCUUAGAACUGCUGCGGCGCUGUGUGCAGUACAACAAGUCCUGCUACAAGGCCUAUGAGUACAUGGGCUUCAUCAUGGAGAAGGAGCAGUCCUACAAGGAUGCAGUCACCAACUACAAACUGGCCUGGAAGUACAGUCAUCACGCCAACCCUGCCAUUGGCUUCAGACUUGCUUUCAACUACCUGAAGGACAAGAAAUUUGUGGAGGCCAUCGAAAUCUGCCACGAUGUCCUCAGGGAGCACCCCAACUACCCCAAGAUCAGGGAGGAAAUUUUGGAAAAGGCCCGAAGGUCCCUGAGGCCCUAGCUGGGGUCAAGGGGCCUGCAGUAGAAGCCAUCAACCUACUGAAGUUGUGUGGAGGGAUGGAAAGUGGGUCAGUGGAGAAGGGAUUCAGAAAAUGACACAUUCUUCCCCAUUA